Molecule: messenger RNA, 1322 nt
Organism: Syngnathus acus (greater pipefish)
Lineage: Eukaryota; Metazoa; Chordata; Actinopteri; Syngnathiformes; Syngnathidae
Product: macrophage mannose receptor 1-like
Exons: 11
Coding region: 45-1322 (425 amino acids)
Molecular function (GO): carbohydrate binding
Source: RefSeq, a predicted model, not a curated record
GCGACUUCCUGUACAAGGACUCUUGCUAUCACUUUGAGGGGGUGAUGCGAACUUGGGAGGGGGCCGAGACAUUCUGCGGAAUAUGGAAAGGUCACCUGGCCAGUGUCCUCUCAUGGGACGAGGGCAAAUUCUUGGCUGCUCACGCGCCAUAUGCAGGAGGAUACCAAUCUUGGGUGGGACUCAAGAAGAACAAGGGCAACUUUGAGUGGAGCGACGCAACACCUACAGGCAACAUCGAGUGGGUCCCAAACAGGCCGGCCGGACGUGGCGACUGCGCUUCCUUGUCGCAGACUGGAAAACUUGAGGACCGGCCCUGCACCAAUGCUCGGCCAUUCAUCUGUAAAAAAGCCAAGGUCCAAGACUUUGUUCUUCCUCUGCCGGCAGGCUGGAGUGCAAAGUGCGGCUGGUGGCUGGAGCGAUCCUCCUCCGACUUCUGCUACCUGAUUCAACGCAAACGCACCAAGAUGUGGGAGGAGGCGCGAGACGACUGCCUUCACCGCGGAGGCGACCUGCUCAGCAUCGCCGACUCACAAGAACACACCUUCAUACAAGGUAUCUACACUUCUCUGCCAAGCGCUCCCUCUCUGUGGUUGGGCGUCAACAACAACGUCACGAAAGACGGCAGCGGGUGGACUGACGGAUCCCCGUUUGGUUACGUCGUCAUGGACGGAGAUAACCCCGGUGACCCCUCUGGUGCGUCCUGUCUUUCCCUGCUCACAAGCAACGGCCGCUGGAAGUUUGACGAUUGCCGGAAGAAGAGAGGCUACAUCUGCAAGAAAAGAGGAAACACGCCAAAACCGCCGCGGCCUCAUGACGGCUUUAAGGAGAUCCUUGUCUGCGACAAGCAUUCUGCUGACCUCGUGUGUGAGGCUGAGGGUCAGAAGCAAAGCCGCAUCACUAUCCAGUCCGCCUUUUACGGUCGGGGGAGUGACAACGUUUGCCAGGAGGACGCAGACUCAAACGACGACUACUCAAACGACGACUACUCAAACGACGACUACUCAUUCGACGACGACGACUCAUUGGAAAACGAGACCACCUGCUCAGUGGAAGGCAUCGUCCCUCUCUACAGGAAAAUGUGCAACAGCCAGCAAAAAUGCCACAUUGAGGUUUCGGAGGACGAGUCCUGCCCUGCCCCCUCCAAAUAUCUGCAGAUGGUCUAUAGCUGUGAACAGAAAGUGUGUCUCGACAGUCUGGGCAUCGCCGACGGCAGCGUCGCAGACUCUUCCUUCAAAGCCUCCUCCUCAAUGGAAGACGCCACCCCAGAUAAAGCCCGCCUCAACGGGGAGUCCUGCUGGAAGCCGUCAAAAAAUGGUGCCUAG